GGCUUUCAUCCCUAGCCGCCACUAAUCCCUCUGUUUCUAUCUCUCAUUCUCUCUCCCUCGAUCUUCAUCUCGAUGGCGCUCUCCACUGCCACCGCCGCUGCCACAGUUCCCCGUCACCGAUGCACUGCCGCUCCGCCAACAUCCUUCUCCUGUCCUCUCACCAGGACCCUUUCUCCGAUCACCUCCUCCUCUUUCCCUAAACUCUUCUUCUCCCACAACCAUCGUUGCCCCCCUCUGCGCCACCUAACCUCCGUCUCCGUUUCUGCCUCCGCCUCCGCCUCCGCCGCCACCACCACCACCGACUCUGCCACCCGAUUCCAUGGACCCUGCUACGUCGUGGCCGAUAAUAUCGACACGGACCAGAUCAUCCCGGCGGAGUACCUUACUCUCGUUCCCUCCAAGCCCGAUGAGUACCAGAAGCUCGGCUCUCUCGCCCUCAUCGGCCUCCCCUCCCUUUACCCGCGCUUCGUCGCCGAAGGCCACUCGAAAACCGACUACCCAAUCGUCAUAGCCGGCGCCAACUUCGGCUGCGGCUCCUCUCGCGAGCACGCUCCCGUCGCCCUUGGCGCCUCCGGCGUCAAGGCCGUAGUCGCCGAGUCCUACGCCCGUAUCUUCUUCCGGAACUCCGUCGCCACCGGCGAAGUCUACCCUAUUGAGUCGGAGGCGCGUAUCUGUGAGGAAUGUCGGACGGGUGACGUCAUCACCGUCGACCUAUCAGAGAAUUCGCUUGUUAAUCAUACAACUGGGAAGGUGUAUGCCUUGAAGCCCAUCGGGGACGCCGGGCCUGUCAUUCAGGCUGGCGGAAUCUUCGCCUACGCCCGGAAGACGGGGAUGAUUGCGUCUGUUUAGGAUGAUGAGGUAAAUGGUGGCCGGAUUUUUCCGAGACAUCGAUCUGAUAGGGUAGAGUUUGUUGUGAUCUUUUCCCACGAAAGAUUUGUGGGGUAUUUACAGCUUGGUUUGAUACUUCAUCAUCCGUACCAACAAUUCAGUCUUACUGUUCUGCAAUGGCGUUGGCCUUCUGGUUGAACUUUCCCGAGGAGGGUAGUUUUCUGUUUUUGUAUUUUCGUGUGAUGGAAUAAAUCAAAGUUCAGCCCUUGUUGCCUUA
Molecule: messenger RNA, 1105 nt
Organism: Nymphaea colorata (pocket water lily)
Lineage: Eukaryota; Viridiplantae; Streptophyta; Magnoliopsida; Nymphaeales; Nymphaeaceae
Product: 3-isopropylmalate dehydratase small subunit 1-like
Exons: 1
Coding region: 73-849 (258 amino acids)
Molecular function (GO): hydro-lyase activity
Source: RefSeq, a predicted model, not a curated record